AUGGUUCCGGAUUUGGAACUGCUAAAAUUCGUCUUCCGUGCCUGUAAAUACUACUAUCCAAGCUGUGUAUCCGCACUGCUCAUCUUCGAAAAUCCGGGAAUGCUGAAGGCACCAUGGAUGCUAUUGCGCACACUGAUGUCGACCGAAAUGCAGCACCUUCUACGACACGUAACGCGCACAUCCUUACCCGCUUUUGUCCCAUUAAAAUACAUUCCGAUGCGAUAUGGUGGCGAGGUAAAUACGUUUUUUUUUUACAACGACGCUCUGCGUAUCACUAAAAUUAAAUCAUUGGCGUACUAA
Messenger RNA from Gongylonema pulchrum, 300 nucleotides. NCBI's taxonomy places the organism in Eukaryota, Metazoa, Nematoda, Chromadorea, Rhabditida, Gongylonematidae. The record is from the annotation of a GenBank genome assembly.